Diaporthe amygdali is the source of this 492-nucleotide messenger RNA. RefSeq lists its product as uncharacterized. The transcript is spliced from 2 exons. NCBI's taxonomy places the organism in Eukaryota, Fungi, Ascomycota, Sordariomycetes, Diaporthales, Diaporthaceae. The record is from RefSeq and is a predicted model, not a curated record. Bases 1 to 492 code for a protein of 163 amino acids.
AUGAACCGCCUUGCUCUCCGCGUCCGGGGCGCCCGUCUCCCGCUCGUCUCCGCCUCCACAACAACGACCAGGGUGAUUCUCCCCAUCUCGGCCCGACGACACUACGCCUCGUCGGCCCCCAAGGAUGCCGAACAAGCUUCUGCGCAGUCCGGGGGCUCACGCUCAAAGGAUGCCAAGGAGCAGGCAGAGCAAGUCGACGAGGUCGACACCGGGAACAACCCCUCCAACGACCGGCUAGCUGGCGACGGUGCAAAGGGCCGGACCGGAGGCGGCGAACCACUUUCUAGCUCCGAGAACGCGCCUCCACGGCCCAAGAUCAACAGCGCCAGCAUCCCGGGCCAGGGGACGGACAAGCUCACCAAGGAGCAGCAGGAGGAAGUUGACAGGCACAAUGCCGAGUUUGAGAAGAAACACGACCGAGCCAGCCCAGCUGCAGAGGACAAAGUAGACAAAAAUUUCUGGAAGGGUGCAGGAGGGGUCGAAGGGCAUUAG